Molecule: messenger RNA, 3334 nt
Organism: Theobroma umbraticum
Lineage: Eukaryota; Viridiplantae; Streptophyta; Magnoliopsida; Malvales; Malvaceae
Source: RefSeq, a predicted model, not a curated record
UAUUUAGAUCUGAACCAAGCUGGCGGCUUUUAUGGUUCUCCAUUUCCCAUAUCUUCCUAUUUCCAUCUCUCUAUUCUUCGAAAAAACCUGAAAACCCUCUCUUAUAUAGUUUUGUUUGAAGAGCAAAGCCCCUCUCUUGCGUACUCCAAAAAGGAGGUCGUUUUGGUCCCAACUGAACCAACAAGGAAAGCUGUGAAAGUGGCUUAUCAUUCAAUUGCAAUAAUAAACAAAAAGCCUUAUUCAUAUUUCUUUUAUUAAUUUUCACUUGUGUUUGGGUUUUAGAGAGAAUGAGGAACAAAACAGUAUAACCCUACACUGCAAUGCAACAAGUGGGCAGCGCUGCUUAAAUUUACGAAACAGGAGGACCAACCUUCAAGUUAUAUGAAAAAAUGGAAUCGAGUAGUGUUCCAGAGUCAUCGCUUUCCAAUGUCAAAUCGAGUCGUUCAGAAAAGAAUAAAAUGAAGAAGCAGAGGAAGCAUCGGGCUAUCCAAAAUGGCAGUGCUGAGUUGAAAGAGGAAGAAACUUCUUUGGGAACAGAUUCGAAUUUAGAGUCUAAGGCGGAUGUUAGUUUAGAUUCGGGGUUGCAGGAAGGGGAAAAUUGGUCAAGUAAGGAUGCUUGUUUAGAAACAGAGCAUUUGACUCGUAUGCGUAGGAAGAAAAAGAGGAAAGAAAAUUCUUUGAUUGAUGCGUCUAAAGUCAAUGUUAGUGUAGAGUUGGGGUUGAAGGAAGAGGUGCAUUCAUCAGUGAAGGAUACUCUUGUGGAAAGAGAUUCACAUUUAGGGACCCUGGAGAAUAUUGGUUCCAAUUCUGGAUUGAAGGAGAGUCAAUUGAAUGAGCAGCCGGCUCAUUCAGAAAGGAAAAGAAAGAGGAAGAAGGAUCGUAAAAAGGCCGUACGUGGGCAAAAUGGGGAAGAAGGGCCAAAGGCUGUUCUAUUGUUCAGAGACGGGAAGGAAAAUUCCAUUAUAGAUGAAAAUCUAAGUCAUUCUCAUGUGGAGUCUAAGGUGAAUGUUAGUUUAGAGUCAGUGGAGAAAAGUAGUUUAGAGCCUGCAUUGAACGGGAGCCAAUUGAAUGAACAACCGGCUGAUUCAGAAAAGAAAAGAAAGAGGAAGAGGGCGCACAAAAUGGCUAAAGCUGGGCAAUUUGAGAAAUUGGAUCAGAAGUCAGCUGUAGAGCCGAGAGAUGGGAAAGAAAAUUCUUUGAUAGAUGAAAUGCAAAGUGCUUCCUGGGACGAGUCUAAGCUGAAUGUUAGUUUAGAGUCAGGGUUGAAGGAAGGGGCAAAUUCAUUAAUGGAGGAUUCUCUCUGGGAAAGAGAUUCGCAUGUAGAGACUUUGAAUAAAAUUAGUUUAGGGUCUGUAUUGAAGGGGAGUCAAUUGAAUGAACAACUGGCUCGCCCAGAAAGAAAAAGGAGGAGGAGGGGGAAGCGUAAAGUGGCUAAACCCGAGCAAUUUGAGAAAUUGGAUGCAAAGUGUGUUUUAGUGUUGAGAGAUAGGAAAGAAAAUUCUUUGAUAGAUGAAAAGCAAAAUGAUUCUCAUAUGGAGUUCAAAAUGCAUGUUAGUUCAGAGUCUGGAUUAAAAGAAGAGGCGAAUCAAGAUGUGGAGACUCUGGAGAAUAUUAGUUUAGAGUCUGGAAUGAAAGGAACUCAAUUGAAUGAACAAACAGUUCAAUCAGAAAGGAAAAGGAAGAGGAAGAAGGAGAAACAAGAGAGGACAAGGCUUAGUGUUCUGGAGGAUAAUGAUGUUAGCUCAAGGAGGAAUGACAGGGAUGAUAAUGAAGCUGAAAAUAACAAUAUGUGUCCUGUAACUCAAAUAACUAAUAGAAAGGAGGAUCUUAUGUCUAUUUCAGAAAAUGUAGAGUUGAAAAAUAUGAAGGGAAAUUCUCUGAUACCUGAUAAGCAAAGUGAUUCUCCACGAACUGCAAGUACCAGUAGGGUGAAAACACAAGAUCUCCGUGUUGAUGGGGAUCUUGUUAUUCCAGAAUUAAAAGAUAACAAAACCUUUCAGAUAGGGAAAAUUGUAAAAACGUAUCACAGGAAAAGGAAAAAGUCUUCCGAUCUCUUGGGAGAUACUUUUGAACCUGUCCAGGAGAAUGGUAUGAUACAGAGUUCAAUUGACCAUUUAGAAAAGGAACCUACAACUGGCAUAUCUGAAAGAAGGCUACAUGGAGUACUGCUUGGGGAGCAUGCUAUGCCAGCUCGGCUUUUGGAGGAAGCUUUUGGCAACAGCACAGGCAGUGAAGCUGCACUCAAAGGAAGGAAAAGAAAAAGAGCAAAGAAAUUGAAGGAGUCUUUGUGCAAGUAUCCAGACCAAAAGGAUGUCAAGGUAGAAACCAACAUGGAAGAAUUUAUUCCUUCUCCAUCAAACUUGGUUGUCGCAAAAGAUGACGUUGCACUAAAGGCUACCGUUAAAGAGAACACUUUGUCACGAACAUUGUACCCUUCGCUAGAAAGAAUAUGCAGCAGUCAUCCUAAGAAAAAGCUUCUUGUGCUUGAUUUGAAUGGAAUUCUUGUAGAUGUUGUUCAAAACCCAGGUGAAUUCAAGCCGGAUAUUAGAUUAUCAGGGAAAGGAGUUUUUAAGAGACCAUUUUGUGAUGAUUUUCUCGAGUUUUGCUUUAGGACAUUUAACGUUGGAAUCUGGUCAUCAAGAAUUAAUAAAAAUGUGAAGAGGUUGGUUGGUUUUCUUCUGAAGAAAUGGAGACGUAAUCUGCUUUUCUGUUGGCAUCGAAAGCAAUGUACAAAAACAAAAUUCAAAACCAUUGAGGAUAAGAAAAAACCGCUUGUUUUGAAGGAGCUAAGUAAAUUAUGGGGGAGGCAGUCACCUAAUGUUCCAUGGGAGAAGGGAGAGUAUGAUGAAUCAAACACAUUAUUGUUGGAUGAUUCCCCAUAUAAGGCUUUGCACAAUCCUGCAAACACUGCUGUAUUUCCAUAUCCUUACCAAUACAGGGAUACCAAAGAUUCUUCAUUAGGAUGUGGAGGAGAUAUUCGAACAUAUGUGGAAGGGUUAGCUGCGGCAGAGAAUGUUCAGAAGUACGUUGAGCAAAAUCCAUUUGGGCAACCGGCUAUCACAGAGUCAAAUCCACAUUGGGAUUUCUACUGCCAAAUUAUAGACAAAAAGAAAUGACAAGCCCCUUAAUUCCCUUUGCUGAUGUUGUCGGAUUUUGCAGGAUAAGUUGUAAAAUAAAUCCUUUAAUUGGGUGCCCUUUUGAAGUGAUGUUAGCUGAGAUUCAUUUGGAGUUUGUUCCAAUGUAACAGUAGAACACUAUAGGCUUUUUUGUAAUUGCAGCUGAUCGUAAAACCUUUUCGGCCUUUCAUAAUUUACACUGGCUGCUUCCACCUUGA